AUGUCGUCUCCCAUGAUAGCUUGGGUACCUGUGGUCAACCGCCUGGCCAAGUAUCUUACUACCAGCAACUACGCUGCACAGUCUAUUGAUCUCCCAUCCGUGGAGAUCCAUGACGUGGAAACAGCACCAGAGAAGCGUCCCAGGACACUCAAACAUCUACUCAGGGCUAACCACGUCAACCACUCCAUCUUGUACCAUGAUCUGCAGUACCAUAACCACAUGGCACACUUACUAGGAUCUGCGUACCUCUUUGGAGCGGAUGCCGUUCAGAUGAAUAAGAUCUAUGACGAGGAGUCCAAAGAACUGGAAGAAUGGAAGGAUUCUCCUGCAGAGGUAACAGACAAGGACUGGCGCGACUUCCUUGGUGACAAGAGAUAUCAGAGAGCUUUUGUGGAUUUCUUUGAAGAUGAGUUGGCAUUGAAGUAUGAUUACGAGUGGAAAGAAGUUGCCAAUGAGUAUUUAUACAGCGGCAAGGAGCCUUUGAUCAAUGGACUUAUUGGCGGGCUUGGUCAUCCUCUCAUUCAUCUCGGUUAUGCCUACGAACUCUCCAGCAAAGAACUCGGCAUGGAAGCCCUCGCCAUGGCCGCAUCCUCCUACAACUACCUGCACAAAUACCUUGACUCCCCAUCCUAUACCCAGUCCUCCACGUACACCACCACAUCUCCACUCGAGAUCUUUCACAAAAUAUCAGCUGAUACUCGUUUCGAUGGGCUUUUCAAAGAGCGUGGCGCAGGAAACUUAGAUAUUCUCUUCCGAGACCAUGAAUCGCUCAUCUUAGAACACUGGAAUGCAUGGAAAAUCGACGAUCCUAAGAAGCAAUUCGAGGACUCGCAGGAAGCAGCAAUGGCUUUGUUAGUUAAGUCCGUGCAGCCAGGAACACAUGCUUAUGAUUUCUUCAUCGUGCACAUCCUGACCACAUCCCAUGCGGUGCGGAUUCUGCUACCAUUGGUACCGAAGAAGUGGCAUGUUAGUUUGGUGAGACAGUGGUGGCUGCUAGCGAUUGCUAUUUAUGUUGCGCAGUUGCGGCCAAAGAUUGAUGAGAACUUGGAGACGAAGCCUGUGAAGGGCUGGAAAUACGUAGAGGAGAUGGCGGUCCAGGGACCGUGGGCUACCGAUUCUCAUUAUGUGAAAGCCCUAAGAGCAAUGAAGGCAGCGGCUUUCACUUGGGGAGAUGUCCAUGAGCGUUAUCUUUCAGCAGCGACUCAUUUUGCCGAUGAUUUUAAGGGUUGGACAUUCUAG
Messenger RNA from Cadophora gregata, 1239 nucleotides. RefSeq lists its product as uncharacterized. The transcript has 3 exons. The record is from RefSeq and is a predicted model, not a curated record. NCBI's taxonomy places the organism in Eukaryota, Fungi, Ascomycota, Leotiomycetes, Helotiales, Ploettnerulaceae. Bases 1 to 1239 code for a protein of 412 amino acids. Gene Ontology annotation, molecular function: oxidoreductase activity.